Molecule: messenger RNA, 1518 nt
Organism: Amoebophrya sp. A25
Lineage: Eukaryota; Dinophyceae; Syndiniales; Amoebophryaceae
Source: the annotation of a GenBank genome assembly
GAUGUGCCUUUCUUGUAGGGACGAGAGGCAGUGAGUAGGCAGUAUUAGAGAGGCAGUAGGCAGUAUUAUCUCUAUUCGGUCACAUACAUUCAAUUCGUAAAUCCUCAUUGACAUGAUGAUUAUGCUAGAAAAAAAGGUGCGCUCUUUGCUUAUUGCCUCGUUUAUUUCGGCGUGUGCGUUCGCUGAGCUCGCGGACAGCAACAGCCGAUACGCACAAGAAGUGGACGCGUAUGGUGAGACAAAAGAUGCGAGCGAUGACAUCCUUAUGAAAGGAACAAAUGAUCCAACAUUUACCAAUAUACUUUCUUCCACAUCAACGCUCUCAAACCACCACAAAGCUAUUUAGUUACUCAGAGUUGAUUACGCAUGGCUAUACUCUCAAUUUCAUUUGGCACUUACGUCAUACCCCACGAGUUUCUAUUUUCUCGUUCGAACCUUAUCUCAUCCCUUUUCUUUCAUUACUGGCGAUUCAAGUGGAGACCGGACCCGGAGCGGCCAGAUAGGACACCAGCGUGGCCAUAUAGGAAACGAGCGCGGCCAUAUAGGCGAAGUUCGCCGCCACGUAACCAAAAGGCGGAACAAGAUGUUCGACAGCGAGUUUUUGACACCAGCUGGAUACUCGUCGUCAUCUCCGCAGAGUGGUAUAAUAAGGAUUUUUUUGGAUGCCUCGUUGUCCCUCCACAGUUGAGUAUGCUGAUUGCUAGAUGUUUGAGACCCUCAUCUUCAGUAGCAAAACUUCCUUCACCAGUAUGAAAAUCUCACCACACUUUCCCAGAUGAUCCGGAAGUAGACGCUCAACUUCAAGAAAGCACUAGCUGGUUUCAGGCGGACGCAGUUGGCGACUCAGACCACUCCCCCGUGUACGGCAACUCAAGCAGAGCGCGCAUGUAUACCAACUCGACCCUCAUAGGUUUGGAUCUCGACAAUUCAUUCCUGCAGAGGAUGAUAAUCCAGACCCCGCCAGAUAUCACCGCCGCUACUCUUCUCGACAUGGAUACCAUCAGAAUAAUUGGCUGCGUGCUGAAGGAGAAGCUUUCUGACUACACCUACGUGAGCAACCCUGCGCUCAGCGAAAAGAUGAGCAUAGAAGCGGCGGCGGGUAAUUUGCACGUUGAGGUUGACAUGCUGAUUGCAGAUAUCAACAGGAUUAGAGAGUACGAGACAUGGCAAGAACGCUCUGGUGCUGCAGUGAGAGGAGCUGGUAACUACAAACACUUUGGGCUACAAUACUUGAGAAGAGCUGGAGACUUUGUGGAUAUCUAUGCAAUUUGCUUACCUCAUCUGGACUCUCAGACAGCGGCUGGGUUAAAAAUCCAUUCUUUUGUCUCUCACCCUAUUCCAGGUACUCUACCCGUGGGGACCCCGGGAGAGAUGGACCCUCCUCCCGCGCCAGUGGAUGAUGUCAUUGCAAUCCACGGUGCGGGGACCGGGGAGAGACAAUUUGGGGUACCCAUAAGAAAGCUUUUUUUGCGCGCGCAAAAGCAGCGCUUGACGCCGAUGCAACGUCUGAAGUUAUUC